AUGUCAGCCCCAACAUCCAACGCUGACUUGAACACAAGCGGCAGUCCCGCCUAUGGCACCUUUUCACGUCCAUCCUUCAUCUCCGACCCCGCCACCAGCCACGGCGACAGCAACGACAGCACCACCCUUGAGUCUACUGUUGAAGAUGACGAUCUCUCGCCAACGUCUAGGCCUGUGCCAGAGCGCAAGCCAUCAAGGCAUAUUGAGUUUAGAAAAUAUCUCAAGCGCCCCUACAAGGACACGCAACGCACCCUGAGCGAUGCGUUGCGGUCGGCAAGGAGCAGAGAGGAGCAGGAGACGUUGCUACCCGAAGAAGACUAUGCUGGCAGCGAUGGAUGCUUCAACGGGCAGGGCCAGCCCAUGGCCCCGAGGAUCCCCGGCACACAUCCCGUGAACAACUAUCUGACUUAUCGCACGUACUUCAAUAUCCAUCGCAGGAUACGACGACUGGUCCUGGCUGUCAUUGAGGAUCCCUACACAGUGGACCAGCUUCGGGAGCCCCGUAUGAAUGUCCUCAUUGUAAAGCCGCUUGUAGAUCGUCUCUACGAUGAGGACGACAUCUCCAUUGUCUACUGCCUGCUUGUCAACCGCAUGCAAUUCCUGCGGGACCAGCAGUUCCAACAACAUCACCAGACCGUCGAUCUCACACGUGCCAAUCUGUGCGAGCUGGUCGCCAUGAAAGUCUUGCGGCGGCACGACGAAGAGUCUACGGGCAAAGCCGGCCUGCUCCUACUAGCCCAGAUUCUAGUAGCACCAUUCCAACCCUUCCAAGGAGCUCCGGCGGAGCGGUGUCCGCCGCGACAUGUAUCUGACUACCAAGGCCAGGGCGACAACGAUGGCAAGCUCACUGCCUUGGAGGUUGCCAUUGUCUCCGAGAGCAAAGUGCUCCUAGCUGGUUCCGCGAGCCAGAAAGUCAUCGAUGCCAUCUACCGCGGCCGUAUCGUAUAUACACCGACUACCUUUAUGGAUAUCAUCCCAGACCACUACAAGUACAAGCCCAUCUCGCUAUAUGACCCGCGAAAAGCGCCUGUGCUCAACCAAUACCGACUCAUGGUGCCGAGAACGCGCAAUGUGAUUGAAGUAUUUCAGUUUUGCAUACUCCUGGCCCUAUACUGUUGGUGCAUGUCGGCACGGAAAGACCAUUUUCUCACUGGUCCCGAGCUUGUUUUCAUGGUCUAUGGUGCUGGCUGGGUGCUCGACGAGUUGACUUCAUGUCUUGAACAUGGUUGGGAGGUGCACACACAAGAACUGUGGGCCUUUAUGGAUGUCACCUUCUCCGGCAUAUUCAUCGUCUACAUCUGCAUGCGCUUCCACGGCUGGUUGACAAAUCAAGACGAGACUGGGCGACAGGCUCUCGACGUCCUUGCCGUAGCCGCGCCUAUUCUCUUCCCACGCAUCGCAUUCAAUCUGAUGCCCGAGAACAUGCUUUUCAUCUCUCUCCGAGCCAUGGUUAAGGAAUUCACGGCACUGAGUCUGAUUGCCGUCUGGUGCUUUGGCGGUGUCCUCUUAGCACUCAAGUGGCUGAGUAUUAGCAACCCCGCCGUCGGCUACGAAGGGUCGCCCAACUCCAUUACCAUUUCCAAGUGGAUGUUAUGGAUCUGGUUCGGUCUGGAUGGUACAGGAAUCGACGAAGCACCUCGUUUCCACGAGAUCCUCGGGCCCACGCUCAUGGUCAUCUAUGCGUUUCUAGGCAACACCUUGUUUCUGACCGUCUUGGUAUCCAUGUUGUCAAACACAUUUUCCAAGAUUGCCGCCGAUGCGACUGCAGAGAUUCAAUUCCGCCGCGCUGUCCUGACGUUUGAAGGCGUCAAAUCAGACUCGCUUUUUGCCUACCGCCCGCCUUUUAAUCUUCUCGCAUUUGUCAUUUUACUCCCGCUCAAGUUCAUCCUCUCGCCACGCUGGUUCCACAAGAUCAACAUUACGGCAAUUCGCGUCCUCAACUUUCCUAUUCUCCUCUUUAUAACCUACUACGAGCGCCGUUCUCUCUGGAAGCCCGUACGCCGUCUCAGCGUAAAUGGCCCAGGGCCCUCAAAACGCACCAUGUUCCUGCAAGACGUGGGCUUCUGGCAUAGCUGGAAGCAACUCAAUCCCCACGCAGACCUGCAGGCUGUCUUUGAGGAGGAGCCGCCGCCAGAUGUGGUAAUGUCGAUUGAAGAAGAAGAUGACUUGGAGGACGCUAUACUUGAGAACAGUUUCGCGCCGACGGGUAUGGCUGGCACAAGAAGCGUUAGUCCCGGUAGUGCCAUGACAGGGCGAAGAAGGAGGCUCAGUAGUGUAUGGCCUGGACCCAGUGCGUAGAAGGAUUCAAGGAUGGAACUAGUACGCAUUGAAGUGUGAGGGUGGUGAUUCUAGUUAGUCUAGAGUGUUGGCGUCGCUCAUUCAUACCCACAUACAUAC
Molecule: messenger RNA, 2397 nt
Organism: Exserohilum turcica Et28A
Lineage: Eukaryota; Fungi; Ascomycota; Dothideomycetes; Pleosporales; Pleosporaceae
Exons: 2
Coding region: 1-2298 (765 amino acids)
Source: RefSeq, a predicted model, not a curated record